AUGUUAGCACUAAUCGGCCUGGGUCUUGAAGCGGAGGAUAUCUCUUUAAAAGGACUAAAGCUUGUCCAAGCCUGUGAUACCGUUUACUUAGAGAAAUACACCAGUAUUCUGCUAGAUGAGUCUGAAAUAGAGCGAGUAAUUGGACGAAAGCCUCUGCCAGCUUUCCGCGAGGACAUUGAAGCAUCUUGUACUGAUCCUAAGGUCCUGCAAGAAGCCCAAACCAAAUCCGUUGCUCUUCUAGUUGUUGGUACUCCUCUCUUUGCCACCACCCAUACUGAGCUCCUUAUUCGUGCCCAGGAACUCAAUAUUCCCGUACAAACCAUCCAUAAUGCUUCCAUUCAAAGCGUCAUGGGCUGCUGUGGAUUCAAUUCCUAUGGCUUCGGCAGAACUGUUUCCAUUCCCUUCUUCUUGAAGGAGUGGCGUGUCUAUGACUUCUACCAGAACAUUAUGGCCAACUAUCAAAACGGCCUACAUACAUUGUGUCUUCUUGAUAUCAAGAUAAACGAGCCAACUCUAGAGACUCUAAUGGGCAAAGAAAACAAGCGAUACACGCGUUUCAUGAGCAUUGAUGAAGCCAUCAACCAAAUCCAAGAGGCCGCCCAGCACUGGCAGUCCAACGACCUUCAAGACCAAAAAAUCGUCGGUGUCGAACGGUUCGGGCAAGCCACCGAGCAAUACACUUACGGCACUCUCCAAGAGUUAGCCACACGCACAUACGGACCUCCACUGCACGCCAUUAUUAUUCCAUCAAACAAAGGCAGCAGUAUGGAACGCGAGUAUGUCGAACGUUUCUUCAACCACACCAGCACAACUCAAUAA
Molecule: messenger RNA, 819 nt
Organism: Nematocida homosporus
Lineage: Eukaryota; Fungi; Microsporidia
Product: diphthine methyl ester synthase
Exons: 1
Coding region: 1-819 (272 amino acids)
Biological process (GO): protein histidyl modification to diphthamide
Molecular function (GO): diphthine synthase activity
Source: RefSeq, a predicted model, not a curated record